This is a messenger RNA of Vespula vulgaris, 4897 nucleotides long. RefSeq names its product cell division cycle and apoptosis regulator protein 1-like. Gene Ontology annotation, cellular component: nucleus. The transcript is spliced from 15 exons. The record is from RefSeq and is a predicted model, not a curated record. Lineage: Eukaryota; Metazoa; Arthropoda; Insecta; Hymenoptera; Vespidae. The coding region runs from base 149 to 3646 and encodes 1165 amino acids. Gene Ontology annotation, biological process: regulation of DNA-templated transcription.
UAAGUACACAGUGUGAUUUGAAAUCUUGUAGAAUUUAUAUUUAAUGAUUGUAAUAUCCAAAAAUAUGGCGCCCGAGUGAAGGACGCUUGAUCGAGAAUACGAAGCAUUAGAAAAUUUAUAGAAAUAAAGGAAAAAACUUCCGAGAGAAAUGAGUAAUCUUUCACCAUUCGGUGGAGGAAAGAAUCCACCUUGGGUUCGUAAUACAGGACAAGGUAUUCAAAAUAUUCAACAGCAAAUGUUAGGUCAGGCAAUGGGAACUAUUGGUGGACAACCUAUGGUUCAAUAUCAGCAACAAACACAGCAAGUUUAUCAACAAAGUUUAGGUUUACAACAGCCGAAUAUAACGAUGGCUUCAAUGACUACUCUGGGUUCUAAUCUACCAUCUGGAAUAGCUGGACAAUUAUAUCCACAAGUUGCUACAGUUUCUUAUCCAACACCAAGAGCUUUAAAUACGAAUGCAUUUCAACCAUCAGUAGCUGGUGUUCCCCAACAAGUACAACAAAAUGUACCUUCAUCGUCACCAAAACAAAGAGUCUUUACAGGAACAGUUACUAAAGUACAUGAUAAUUUUGGUUUUGUUGAUGAAGAUGUAUUCUUUCAAACAAGUGCUUGCGUAAAGGGUUCUAAUCCAAUAGUAGGAGAUCGUGUACUUGUAGAAGCAUCUUACAAUCCUUCUAUGCCAUUUAAAUGGAAUGCUACUAGAAUACAAGUAUUACCCAUGGGAAAUAAUAAUAACAAUACUAAUACACAGCAGACGAAUCAAGCUAAUCGACAACAAGUAAAUCGCCCAUCAGGAACUUAUAAUGCAGUGCCUCCUCCUGCAGAAAAUACAAAUAAUAGAUUUACAACUACUACAACAAAUACGAAUACGGCUAGUAAUCGUAACAAAGUUGGAAGAGUUAGAGAGAGAUCACCUCGUGAACGUAGGAAUGAAGAGGAAGAGAUUGAAAGAAAACGACGCCGAGAAGAAAGAAUAAGGGAACGUGAGAAAAAAGAAGAACGUAGUCCUUCAAGAACUAGAAGAAGUAAAUCUCCUAGACCUCGAAGACGUACUAGAGUAGUGCCACGAUAUAUGGUGCAAAUACCAAAAAUCGCGCUCGAUUUACCUGAAGCAGAUGUUCUUGAAGUAAGAAGACGUUAUCAAAACAUGUAUAUUCCCAGUGAUUUCUUUUCUACUAACUUUAGAUGGGUUGAUGCUUUCCCUCCACAUAUGCCAUUCACUCUUAACAAACCUUGCUCUUUUCAUGUUAUGCACAAGGAUGUAGAUUCAUGUAUAGAAAAUACUGCAGUACUAGAACCUUCGGAUGCUGAUUAUCUCUUUUCUGCAAAGGUGAUGCUUAUAUCAAUGCCUGCCAUGGAAGAAAUUUAUAAAAGAUGUUGUGGAGUCUCAGAGGAUAGAGAUCCAGAUCGUGAUUAUAUACAUCCUACUCGCCUUAUAAAUUUUUUAGUAGGCUUACGAGGUAAAAAUGAAACAAUGGCCAUUGGUGGGCCAUGGAGUCCUUCCUUGGAUGGACCAAAUCCCGAAAAGGAUCCUUCGGUUUUGAUCAGGACGGCUGUCAGAACCUGUAAAGCACUUACAGGCAUAGAUUUGUCCAGCUGCACUCAGUGGUACCGCUUCCUGGAACUCUACUACAGACGUGCAGAAACGACCCACAAGUCAGGGCGAGUGGUGCCCUCGCGCGUUGAAACCGUGAUACUAUUUCUCCCAGAUGUAUGGAGCUGUGUGCCUACCAGAUUGGAGUGGGAUGGGCUACAACUCAACUAUAAGAAACAACUGGAGCGAAAAUUGCUGCGUGCUGCCUCUAACCCCGACGAUUCGGAUGCUGCCAAUGACACUGAUGAGGCUGCCGUCGCUGAUCAAAAGGAUGAUAUGGCACCAGAAAAGAAAGAUCCGACCCAUUAUUCUCAGUUGGACCCAAAAUCUAUGAAUGUAAACGAUUUACGUCAAGAGUUGGUUGCACGAAAUUUGAACUCUAAAGGGCUAAAGUCACAAUUGCUUGCACGUCUUCUAAAGGCUAUGAAGUUGGAACAGGCUAAAGAGGAAGGACGUCAAGAUGAUGUAGAAGAUAAUGAAGAUACAUCACCACCUCCAAAAGAGGAUGAUGAAAAAAAAUUCAAGGAAAAUAAAGAUGUAAAGCAUGAUGAAGAUAAAAGAAAAUUAUACGAACGCGAACGAGUCAUACUUGAGAAAAGAUAUACACUACCAGAGUCUUCUCACAUUAUUGUGCAUCCAUCUAGAUCAGCGAAAAAUGGAAAAUUCGAUUGUACUGUAAUGUCAUUAAGCGUUUUACUUGAUUAUAGACCAGAAGACACGAAGGAACAUUCGUUCGAAGUGUCUUUAUUUGCCGAGUUAUUUAAUGAAAUGUUAAUGCGAGAUUUUGGUUUUCGCAUAUAUCGAUCAUUAUGUAAUUUACCUGAAAGACCUAAGGAAAAAGAUGAGGAUAAAAAAAAAGAUAAGAAAGAAGAUAAGAGGGACGAGAAAAAAGAUGAUAGAAGACGUGAAGAUGAUCGAAAAUGUAAUAAGAAAGAGGAAAGAAGAGACGAAAAAAAGAGAGAGGGAAGUAAAGAUAAAAAAGAUGAUAAGGAAGCAAAGAACAAAACUGACGACAAGGAUCGGGAGAAGGAAAAGAAUGACGACGAUGACGAUGAUGAUUACGAGGAAUCGGAGGAUGACGAUUCGGUUAAGGACGGUAAGAAAGAUCGAGACAAAGAUGGGAAAAAAAGAAAAAUAAAACUUUACACAUAUGAUCCUUAUUUACUUUUAUCCUUUGUAUAUUUUGAUCAAACACAUUGUGGAUAUAUAUUUGAUAAGGAUAUAGAAGAACUUAUUUAUACUUUGGGAUUGAAUCUAUCGCGAGCACAGGUUCGUAAAUUAGUACAGAAAGUGGUUACUAGAGAUUCUUUGCAUUAUCGCAAAUUAACGGAUAAAGCAAAGGAUGACAACGGGAAGGAUGAGAAGGAUGUAGAUAAAAGCGACAAUGGAAAGACUCAAAAUGAAGAAGAGUUAUUGCGUUCAUUGGCUCUUGGAAAUAAAAAAUUAUUACCUGUGUUCGUGUCAAGCGGACCACCUUCUAAAAGAGCUAGGAGAGAUGAUAAAUCUACAGGAAUAACUGAAGAAGAAUCGAUACCAGAGGGAUUUGUUAUAUAUAAAGGUUCUUUAUUAGACGUUGAGAAAUUAGUUGGUCAAUUAAAAAGAUCUGAAAAAGCUCGUUUAGAUACAGAAAACCGUAUGAUAGAAUUGCAAAAUGAAUUAGGAAUUGUUAAUGAAAAGUCACUAAAACAAACGAACAGUUUGAAAGGUUUGUCCGAGGAUUUAAAGAUUUACAAAGAUAAAUUAAGAUGUACAGAUGAAAAAUUUAAGAAAGUUUCGACUGAAUGCCAUAGUUAUUUAACUGCAGUAAAAAAUAUAUAUCAUAUAGCUUCAAAAAUGAUACAGAGUGAUAGCAAAAAAGUGGAAGUUGUAGAAAUACAAGAUGAGAAAAUUGUAGCAGAAGUUAAUGGCUCUGAGAUAGAAAAUAAAUGCAAAACUGAUACACGAUGGGGUGACAGUAAAGUUGCAAUAAAGGAUGAAACCGAUAAAGAUAGAAAAUGUGACAAUAAAAUUUCUAUUAAAAAAGAAAUGGAAAGCGACAAAGAGAAGAAAUAAAUGGAUAUUGUUAUUCAUAAUGGUACACAUAAACACAUUGGAACAGUUUCAUAAUAAAAUAUGAUCGUGUUCAGCAUUGUUAGAAAGCAACUAUGAUAUUAGUUUUUUCACGUAUGAAAGUCAGUGAACAACAAUUCGAUUUCAUAACAUUUUGCACCAAGUGGCAAAACAUAGAAAAACUCGUUAUACUAAUCAUAUAAUGAAUUAAAUGUUUGUUGAUGAAAAUGAUAAACAAUAUAACUAUGCGUUAUUGUUUUAAAUAAGAUCUAUCGACAUUUAUUUAAAAAGUAAAUUCUAGAGGAUAUUAGUAUAAAUUGGAUCUACCAUAAAAUGCCAGAUGGUAAUAAAGGAAUAAUUUUCAAAAGUGUGUUUAUAUGUAAUCUCGCAAUUUAUCAGCUAUAUGAAAGUAUUAAGUUAAAUUGCAAAAAUUAACUAAAAUUUUACAUGAAAUAUAAACUUUUAAUGUUUUAUGUUAAACAUUACAUUUUUAUACUCUUUCUCCCACACACAGGAUAUUUUUCUAAUGCAAUGGCAAAAUAACGAUAUAUUUUGCACAAAAUUUUUUUCUUGGUUUAUACCUUUCAAAGUGAUUACUGAUUUUUGCACCUGUAAUAUAUUAACAUUGCUUUCUAAGCAUAUUAUAUAUAUCAAUCAUGUGAUGUAUAUAUAUAACAAAAUAAGAAAAUGGCUUUUACAAUAUCAUUGAAACUGUAUAUUGUGGUUAUAUACGAUUAGUAAAUAUAAUUUUAACAUUAUGCAUCGUCAAAUAUGUCGAUUGUAUAUAAGAAAUCUGCCACCUAAAUUUUUAUAAACCAGCUAUAUGCGUGAAUAAUCUUGAAUUCGUAAAUGGACAAGAAAAUUAAACUAAGGAUAUUAUAGAAAAAAUAUGCAAUAACUAAUAUUUCAUCAUUGUACGCGACUUUUUAUCCUUUAAGUGGACAAAUCUUUUCGUCUAACAUGAAUUUUUUUAAUCCCGCAAAUACAAUAACCAUACCAUAAUAUAAAUAUAUAAUAUGUGAGUUGUGUCAUAUAAUAUAUGCAAUAUUGUAUUUUGCUCAGUGAAUAUCUCUUUGAAUGACAUUGUACAUCAAAGAAAUAUUUCUUUCUCCAAAGCACAUAACAUAUAGCACACACUGUAGUAUUUUGUACAUACCUGUGUUACUUGGAAAAAUUGUAAUGCAAGUAGCAGAUAUUACCAUAAAUUGAAAUCAUAUUACAUACGCAAAAAAUAAACUCAUACUCGAGCAGUGA